GCGGAUUAUUUCCAGCGGCAUUUGCUUCGACCUGCUGUUCCCGGUCUGCCCAACGCUCACAUUCGAGCUGCGUCCGCCGAGACCAGCCACCGAUUUCGUUCGUGGACGCCGAACAACAGUCCGCGCACUGCAGCACAACUCAAUCUAGGCAAACCUUUGGACAAGGCUACGUCGAGUGAACUCAGUCUGUGCUCUUCGGUCGAAAACGGCGCAGAACCAAUGUUAGAUUCGCUACAAGACCAACAGCGUACGCCGGAACCUAGGAUGUCUCGUGGAAGGCCCCACGCUGUGGCUAUGUACGAUUUUGACACAGGCAUUGAAGGCGAUCUGCAAUUUCGGACUGGCGACAUCAUCAUGCUCGAGGAGGUCGUGGACGAGGCCUGGUAUCGAGGUCGUUCAAUAGUGACCGGCCAAGUUGGCAUAUUCCCCAUGAACCACGUCCAGGUUCGGAUCCCCAUUGAGACGGGUCUGUACACCACAUCGCAACCGAGACCAGCGAUUGUAUUGGCCCAUCAGCUACCGAAAGGAUCCCCGCUCAUGACGAAUGGCUUCAGUCCACAGGCAAAUCAGAUGGCUUCUGCUCAGGGUUCUGCAUCCUCUGUGACCUCAAAUGAAGCCGCACUUCCUCGACGGCCAUCAAGGAUCCGGAUAUCCAGCCUCAGUGCCAAAUAUGAUGCAACUCAGACUGGCCCGUCCAAACAAUCGAGCGCCAGCGGAACUGCAGCAGUGAGCGAUGAAGAUGCUGCGACAGGGAGCGACCCAUACAGAAUUGCUCGCUGUACAUCGCCCCCAAUAGUAUCAUCUUUGAAGCCCCUAUCUCGCGAGACUGUUUCUCAGCUUGCCGAGAAACUGGAACACCGUGGGAUUGCUGUAACGCGUGUUGGGCCCUUACCAGCAGGAGCAAAACCAUUGUUUCCUUCUGUUAUGCGGAAACCGCACGUAUCUUCCGCCCCCAAUGAACGCCAGAAAACACUUUCGGACCACAUCGGACCGGAAGAUUCCAGAAAGCCAAACCUCAUACCCACCCCAAAAAUGGUGGAAACGCUCCUAGUCAAAAUUUUUGGUGAACAAAGCAAACCCUCCGGAAAAGAGGCACCACUAACUCCACUUGAAUCAACUGCUGGCAGGAUAAUGUCUGAUACGAAAAUGCCAACUAGCCCGAUUGAGAGCAGCUUGCAGCACAACCAUUCGGCACCCGACUCCGUUCGAAUUGAAAAAGUUACGGCAUUCCCGACCGAACAGUUGACUCGAGAGAAACUGAAAUCGAACUUGGUGGGGCCAAGAACCGUGUCGGUCAAACGAACCAGAUCGUUUCCAGUCAACCCGAAUAAAAAAUCCAUGCAAGAAUCGGGCCUCCCAGCAUCCGAUCUGAUUGACAUGAGCACAUUGUUGGCGAAACUGCCAAAACCGUUUCGAUGUCAGACCAGUUUGCGAAUUCCAGCGGGGCUGAAGAACUCCGCCACGCACAAAAUAGGCGAACCUGCUCCGACUGUGACUGUCAAAACAGAGAAUAUAUGCCGACAAGGUGCAGUAACCAAGAACGGGACAACGUACAAGACGCUGAACAGCGAAGAACAUGUGGAACCGAAUCAGCGAGCGGAAGGACUCUCAUUCAGUUCAUCCACCCCAUCGUUGUUCCGGAGACUACCGCAGAAAGUGGCUGAUCAACAGUGGCUGUUGGUUACUUUUGACUAUGUGGGCACGGAACCGGUCGACUUGACAGUGAAGGAGAACCAAGUGGUUCGCUGUCUGGAUCCAUUACCACCCCCUGAAAACAUGCAAGACGUGUAUGUCCCCGAUCAAUGGCUUCGGUGUGUCACGUGGUUUGGCAAAGAAGGGCAGAUCCCCAGCACUUUUGUACGCCGUAUCCUGGAUUCGGAAGAACUAACAGGGCGUAUGGCGAGCAGGCCACGCGUGGAAGCACUAUUUGACUUCAAUGCGGAAACCAGUGGAGACUUGUGCUUGAAAGUUGGUGACAUUGUGUAUCUACACGAGGCAGUUGAUGAAAACUGGUACCGUGGAGAAAACGCCGUCACUGGAGGCUGCGGAAUGUUUCCUGCUCCAUUUGUCCGAGUACUCUGUCCCCUGCCGAAAGAAAAACCUCUGUGAUCGAAAGAACGUGGCUUUUUUAUAUUUAUUUAUCUAUUUUGUGAUAUUUUAUGAAACUGUUUCUAAUUAUUGUAAACAAGGCAGCCGCUUUUCCGGAAACGAUGAUUCAGUGCAUCACAGUUAGCCCCCCACCACCACAGUUUUACUCACCUUCUUUUCAAGAUGUAUGAAUUCGCGUCAAGCGCCUUCCAGAGUCCCCUCCCCCUUGCCGUGAAGGGCAUGUUUUUCCCCUGUGUUGUGCAACUCAUUUGGCGUCGUUUAUAGAAUUCCUGAAGAAGUCAUCAACUCAUCACGGUUUACCUGUUAUUGAAAAAAGUUGUUUAACC
Opisthorchis viverrini is the source of this 2435-nucleotide messenger RNA. RefSeq lists its product as hypothetical. The transcript is spliced from 8 exons. The record is from RefSeq and is a predicted model, not a curated record. The annotation marks the transcript as partial. NCBI's taxonomy places the organism in Eukaryota, Metazoa, Platyhelminthes, Trematoda, Opisthorchiida, Opisthorchiidae. Gene Ontology annotation, molecular function: protein binding.